Coffea arabica (coffee) is the source of this 1689-nucleotide messenger RNA. The record is from RefSeq and is a predicted model, not a curated record. NCBI's taxonomy places the organism in Eukaryota, Viridiplantae, Streptophyta, Magnoliopsida, Gentianales, Rubiaceae.
UAAGAAGCAUUUCAAAUGUCAAAAAAGCACCAAUCAAUUGACACAAAGGCAGAGUAACCAGAGGAGACCAGAUUGCACUGUUCAUUUGUCAACUCUCCCUUGUUUUUCAAUAGUGUAGAUAUGUAGAUUGUCGACAAGGAUGUCGCAGGACAGAAGUUCCAACUCCAAUUCCACACUUAAAGAGUGCAAAGUCAAAGUGUGGCAGCUUUCUCACAUCAGCUCUAUUUGCCUAUUCUUGAGAUUUAACCAUCUGCUCCGUUUUCUCUUUUGAGAGAAAGGACUGGUCAAGAACAAAGUCAGGUUUCAUCAACUGACUGGAAUGGAAGCUGAAGAAAAAGUUGUAAUUGUUGUUGAUCCUGGAAGUGAGGUCAAAAUCAGUGUCAAUACUUCCAAGCCUAUCCCCCCUGGGCAAGUAGAAUUACCAAGAGUUCCUGAGAAACACAGGAGGAAAAAUGAAGAAGCCUAUACGCCUCGGUUAGUCUCGAUUGGUCCCCUUCACCAUGGUGAUGCCCAGUUGAAAGCCAUGGAAGAAUACAAAUUAAAGUAUCUAAACAAUUUCCUGCACACUUUUAAAAUUCCACUAGAACUUUUGGCAGAAUAUGCCCAUAGUCAGGAGAAGAAUGUAUGUGGUUGUUAUGAAGAUACCUACAUCCGAGAUCUCUCGAAAUUAUCAGAAGUGAUUUUGUUUGAUGGUAUUUUUAUCAUUGAGCUCUUCUUAAAGAACUACUUUCCUGAAAUGAGAGAGAUGGGUGAUACGAUAUUUGAAAAUCGUUGGGUGUCAAGUGAUAUAGUGCACGAUUUGCUGCUUUUAGAAAACCAACUUCCUAUGAGGUUCAUUGCUACAAUGUAUAAUGGUUUUGUUUCCCGAAAACUGAGCAAGUUUUUGGAUAAUGAGACUGACGAGCCGCCAUCUUUCGAUAAACUAGCUUUUGAGUACUUAAAGAAUGUAGGGAACACCAGGAAACUAGAGCCGAGUACGACCCAUUCAUUUCCUCGUGCAAGGCAUCUGGUUGAGUUCCUAGCAGUGCUUCAUAGGCCAUCACAUCCAAGAGCUGAACCAGAAGAAGGAAAGAAAGUGGAAUUUGGCAAAUGUGCUACUGCAACUAAGUUGCGGGCAGCGGGAGUAAAGUUCAGUCAUGGAGCAGAAAAAUGUUUAUUUGAUGUACGCUUUGAGAAAGGGGAGUUAGUAAUUCCACAGCUCACCGUAAAUGAUUUCACAGAGACUUUUUACCGGAAUCUGAUAGCCUUUGAACAGUGUGGCUAUAAUUCCAAGGACAUAACAAGCUAUGUUAUUCUGAUGGAUAACUUGAUAGACACCCCCAAGGAUGUUGAUCUACUCAUUGAACAUAAAAUCAUUGUGAAUGAACUUGGAAGCAGUGAACAGGUGGCAGAUGUUUUCAACAAUCUCUACAAAGAGAUUGUAACGGAUCCAAAGGAGUUUUAUUUUGCUAACCUCUGCAAUCAACUGAAUGAAUACAGCAGAGACUGGCUGCACAAGUUGGUGACAAAGUUAACCGAGUGGAUUGCAAGCCUACGCCGUGAUUAUUUUCAGAGUCCAUGGGCUAUCAUCUCUUUUAUUGCUGCCUGUAUACUGCUAGUUCUUACUGUUAUUCAGACAGCAUGCUCUAUACUUCAGGUGUAAGCUCAAAUCUCCUUGUAAGUUUCUUCAGAAGUGUAAGUUAUUCAGCA